CAAGCUACGAAGAUUGUAUACUUGUUUCUUCACAUCCUUUCGCACGACUUCCGGCCAUCCAACGUGGUUUUUUGGAUUAGACAAUAUAGAACAUCUUCGUAUGUAAGUCGGUCUGGGUCACGAUUGACCACGCUUCGUCAGUCGCAAAUUUUACAAAGAUUUAUAAAAAUUUGUGCUGAAACAGUCAGAAAAAUUCAGAUACAGAAUGAUAAAAUCUUAACAAACGUGGGACUAAUUAAUGUGGAAGGAACGAUAAAUCAGCCGCGAUACUUCCGAUUCAUCUCGGUUGAAUGGCGCGAGGUUUCCCGGAUUCACCGUAACCCGUUCUAAACGAGAAGAAAAGCGGGGAUGUUGAUCGUAAUAAGAUCAGGGUUACGUAGCCGCAUGAAAGAAGAUCGACCGAUCGAUGAUCGAACGAGGGAAGGAAGAGGAUCGAGGAUGUUCCUUUUCCCCUCUUUCAGCUCGUAUAAAAGUCCGAAUGUGUCGAUCCAGCCGACACAACUGUGAAAGAUCGCCGGUGAAAGACGUUCUCCUUGCGACGUCUACCUUUCGGCCUCGUACCCUCUCGAUUACCUCGAAAUUCGACGAUGUUGGUCUACCUGACCACGCUACUGUUAGUAGCCUCUACAACGGUGUACUCGAAACCAGCACCGGAACCGCCGAGCUCGUAUUUCCCUCCAUCGAGCGGCGCUAGUCUUUCAAGUGGAUCCGGUAGCUACGGUCCACCCUCUCUUCCGGAUCGUUAUGGCCCACCGCAACAACAGCCUGUCGUCCAUAAACACGUGUAUGUUCACGUGCCGCCUCCAGAAGCACCGGAAUACAAGCCACCGAAAUACAUACCACCCGCGGCGCCUCCACAAAAACAUUACAAAAUCGUAUUCAUAAAGGCACCGACUCCACCGACGCCAACCGCCCCGGCUCUUCCGCCGCUACCACCUCAAGACGAAGAAAAGACGUUGAUCUACGUGUUGGUGAAGAAACCAGAAGAAGCACCGGAGUUGGUGCUCCCCACUCAAGCACCCACGCAACCAAGCAAACCGGAAGUUUAUUUCAUUAGAUACAAGACACAGAAAGAAGCACAGAGCGCAGAAUACGGUCCUCCGCAAUCACCCCCGUCGGAUAAUUAUGGCGCACCACCUUCCAGCUCUGGUGGACCUUAUUAAACGCUUUCAUCGCACGUGAGAAUGUUUGCUGGCAAUGAAAUACUCAAAUACAGGUAAAUCUCUGAUUAAAGAGAUAUCAUUUGGGAAAAUUGUACAUCUACGAGAUUUUGCAGACCGAUCUGUACGUAAUACAGAUUACUAUUACAGAUUUUUUGUAGGAUAUUAUUAGACUUAAACACUCUGACUAUUUAUCGUCGUAAAUUCUUAGAUCAUUUACCGAAGACAUUUAUUGGGGUUAAUUAACUUCAAUAAUUUUUCAAAAAUAUGUUAGAUAUUCGAAUGAUUGUACCGGUUAUUUAAAUACUACAAAAAAUGAAAAAGGGUUGGUUAAUCAAACAUGUCUUCAAUAACAAUAUUGAUCUUUUUUAGAAUACUGAUAUCUACAAAGGAUUACCAAAUGUAGUAAAGUGAUGUUCGAUAUAUUUGAUUAGCGUAAAUGAAAAUAAUUAUAAUAGACGUAUGUAUUUUUUAAUAAAACUAUUUGUACUUUUGUAAAAUUUUAUCCU
Osmia bicornis bicornis is the source of this 1669-nucleotide messenger RNA. Its product is annotated as gibberellin-regulated protein 14. The record is from RefSeq and is a predicted model, not a curated record. NCBI's taxonomy places the organism in Eukaryota, Metazoa, Arthropoda, Insecta, Hymenoptera, Megachilidae. The coding region runs from base 588 to 1163 and encodes 191 amino acids. The transcript has 4 exons.